AUGGAACCUCUAACGGCUCUCUCUCUCCCUAGCCCCUCUCUCUCUCUCACGCCUCACCCCGGUCCACGGCCUUCGGCGCCGUCACCGACCAUCGGCGCCGACCCGACCCGACCACCGGUCCCCGGCGUCGAACCGUCGUCGCCGGCCGAACGACUUUCUCUCUCUCCCUACCCUCUCUCUCUCCCGCGCCCCGGUCUCCGGCCCCAUCGCCGUCGCCGACCUACGGCGCUGACCCGACCCGACCCCCGAUCCCGACCGCCGGUCACCGACGCCGACCCCCAUUGCCGAACGCCGGUUCCUCGCCCCCCCACUGUACCCCCACCCCCACCCUUCUCUGUCCAGACCCCCACCCCCACCCCCAUCCCCCCUUCUCCGACGCCGGUACAACAGUCCAACAGCCGAAGCUCGGUCUUUUACCACAACCGCCGCUCGAUCGACAGCAGCCGCAGAUCCAUCUCAGCAGCGAAAUCCCCCGGCAGCAAGUCAACGCAGGGCUUGGUUGCCGGCUUGGUCUACAAGCGAAAUCUGUUUAUGGUCCCAUCUAUACCAGAUGAUUAUGGUGAAGUUUUCUUAAUAAGGUAUGAUGUUCCAAAAACAAUUAUUGAUGUGGAUGUCGAAGGAUUUCUUGCUCAACAACUUAAAGUUGAGCAUCACAAUGAGUCUGAAGACGAGUCUGAAGAUGUGUAUGAAGAAGAGUAUGAAGAGGAGUUUGAAGAUGAGCCUAAAGACGAUGUUGAUUUUGAGGAUGAACCAUGA
Capsicum annuum is the source of this 756-nucleotide messenger RNA. RefSeq names its product vegetative cell wall protein gp1-like. The record is from RefSeq and is a predicted model, not a curated record. Lineage: Eukaryota; Viridiplantae; Streptophyta; Magnoliopsida; Solanales; Solanaceae. The transcript is spliced from 3 exons. The coding region runs from base 1 to 756 and encodes 251 amino acids.